Scedosporium apiospermum is the source of this 1908-nucleotide messenger RNA. Its product is annotated as ATP-dependent RNA helicase dbp3. NCBI's taxonomy places the organism in Eukaryota, Fungi, Ascomycota, Sordariomycetes, Microascales, Microascaceae. Gene Ontology annotation, cellular component: nucleolus. The record is from RefSeq and is a predicted model, not a curated record. Bases 1 to 1908 code for a protein of 635 amino acids. Gene Ontology annotation, molecular function: RNA binding; ATP binding; RNA helicase activity. Gene Ontology annotation, biological process: rRNA processing. The transcript has 3 exons.
AUGCCUUCGGCGGAAAGCGUUGCGGUGAUUACCGCGGAGGAGCCUGUUGUCGAGAAGGCCAAGAAGCAGAAGAAGGACAAGAAGGAUAAGAAAGAAAAGAAGGAGAAGAAGAAGUCCAAGACCAAAGAUGUGGAGACUCCGGAUGUCGCCGACGCGACAAAUGGUGAGACCGUUGUGAGCGACGGUCCAGAAGCUGAGGAGAAGAGGAAGAAGAAGGAAAAGAAGGAGAGGAAGAAGGAGAAGAAAGACAAGAAAGAAAAGAAGAAGAAGGCCAAGCAAGUCGAAGACAAUACACAAAACGGCACUGAGACCGAAGACACCCCGAUGGUCGAUGCGACAGCUCAAGAGUCCAACAAGAAGAGUUCAAAGAAGAAGCGCAAGCACGACCAAGUCGCCGAAGACGCCGCCGACAGCACGAAUGCCGCCGACUCCGAGUCCCGACCGAAGAAGUCCAAGAAGGAAGGGAAGGCGCGGAACGGAGUCGAGAGCAACGGCGCUGCCAACGGCCAUGCAGCCUCGGGUGACACCUACACGCAGUCCGCCGCGCUCGACGCAGUCCCUCAGUCCGAGAUUGACGACUUCCUCAAGUCCAAAUUCGUCGCUAUUGCCGACCCCACGGGUAAACUCAGCCAUCUCCGCCCGAUAGUGCAGUUCUCACACCUCCCUACCACCCGCCUCCUCGAGAAGUCUCCCUUCAAGGCCUUCAGCGCCCCGACGCCCAUCCAAGCCGCCUCCUGGCCUUUCACGCUUUCUCACCGCGACGUCAUCGGUGUUGCGGAGACCGGGUCCGGAAAGACUAUGGCUUUUGCACUCCCUUGCGUAGAGGGCUUGCUUAGAGGUCCCAAGAAGCGAGGCGUUAAGGCCGUCGUCGUAUCCCCGACCCGCGAACUUGCUAUGCAGACCCAAGAACAAGUCUCCCAACUAGCAGGUCUCGUCGGCCUCUCCUGCGUGUGCAUAUACGGUGGCGCUCCUAAGCACGAGCAGCGAGCGCUCCUCGGCCGCGGCGCCGACAUCAUCGUCGCCACGCCCGGCCGUCUGAAGGACUUCAUGUCCGAAGGCGUCUGCGAUCUCAGCAACGUGCAGUUCGUCGUACUCGAUGAGGCGGAUCGCAUGCUCGACACCGGGUUCGAGGAGGACAUUAAGCAGAUUCUCGCGGCGACGCCGCCUCGUGAGAAGAGGCAGACCCUCAUGUUCACUGCUACGUGGCCCGUGUCGGUACAGGCUCUCGCGGCGUCGAUGAUGGUCGAUCCUGUUAAGAUUACGAUCAGCAAUGGGGCAGAUGACCGGGCUGAUGGCGAGCUGCAGGCCAAUAAGCGUAUUACGCAGCGCGUCGAGGUUGUGGACCCGCGGGCGAAGGAGGGUCGUCUUCUUCAGAUUCUGAGGGAGUAUCAGCAGGGCAGCAAGCGGAAUGAUCGCAUUCUCGUGUUCUGUCUGUACAAGAAAGAGGCAACGAGAGUGGAGGAGACACUGUCUCGCAAAGGUAUCCGCGUUGCUGGUAUUCAUGGAGACCUCAAGCAAGAGCAGAGGACUAGGAGUUUGGAAGCGUUCAAGGCCGGAACUACGAGUGUUUUGGUAGCGACUGAUGUUGCUGCCAGAGGACUCGACAUUCCGGAGGUGAAGCUCGUUAUCAACUUGACGUUCCCCCUAACGAUCGAGGAUUACGUCCACAGAAUUGGUCGUACGGGACGUGCUGGAAAGACAGGCGAGGCAAUUACCCUGUUUACCCUACACGACAAGUCUCAUUCUGGAGAAUUGAUCAACAUUCUUAAGCAAGCUGGUCAGCCUGUUCCCGAGGAUCUCCUCAAGUUCGGCACCACCGUCAAGAAGAAGUUGCAUCCCGUAUACGGAGCGUUUUACCGCGAGGUAGACACGACUAAUGUUCCCGCCAAGAUUGUCUUUGAUGAUUAG